Messenger RNA from Brenthis ino (lesser marbled fritillary), 1887 nucleotides. The record is from the annotation of a GenBank genome assembly. NCBI's taxonomy places the organism in Eukaryota, Metazoa, Arthropoda, Insecta, Lepidoptera, Nymphalidae.
AUGACUGGAGUACAAACAUCGUGCUCAUCAUACAAAUUAAUGCCCCAGCAAGAAUCGAGCCCGCGACCGCUGGCACAGCAAGCAGGGAAAUGCCCAACGCGUCAAGUGUUCAUACGUGGAGGAAGAUCGCACUGUAUUGACAGCUGCAGUGCAGAAACCAUGUGCGGAGAGGUUAGAGUGCCGGAGUACCAUUUAAAUCCUUGCUACGUUUGUAACAGUACGGGACACAACUGUAGGGAGCUAGCACGAGAGAAGGUCAAGUCGGAAGUUUCGAAGAAUGCACUCAAUUAUGGCAGUGAAAAUGCUGAUAAAGGAAUUGAAGAAGAAGAAGAUUACAGAGAAGUAGAAGAAGAAGAAGAAUUCAUAGGCGUAGAGAAUACAGACUUCGUUCUGUAUGUCAGUGCGGUCGAGACGGACAGGUGUCGUCGCGGUCUGACAGUAGCUUACGCUUCACACUGUCAACAGGAGUCGGCUUUAGAUCGCCCUGUAGCCGGCCACGCGAACUUUUGUCCCGGAGAGCUGUCUACUAAGUAUAGAGACUUACCGUCCGUCUUGUCGACUGUCAAACACGAGAUGUUGCACGCUUUGGGGUUUAGCGUUUCUCUGUUCGGGUUUUACAGAGAUGAAAAUGGUGAACCCUUGACCGAACGUCGUCCGGACACUGGAAACCCACCGUUAGAUGAAGAAUUACAAAUCCACAAAUGGUCUGAUCGAGUCGUGAGAAAUAUAACCAGAAGCAAUUGGAUGAUUCGACAAGGUUACAUCUCGAGGACUUUCCAUAUGAUUGUCACCCCGCGGGUUGUUAAAGAGGUACGAGAACAUUUCAACUGUUCCAAAUUAGAAGGCGCAGAGUUAGAAGACCAAGGCGGGGACGGAACUGCGCUCACACAUUGGGAGAAACGUGUUUUUGAAAACGAAGCAAUGACAGGUACACACACACAAAACUCAGUGUUCAGUAGGAUAACAUUCGCCAUGAUGGAGGACACGGGGUGGUAUCUGGCGGACUACAGCAAGGCCACCCCCCUGCAUUGGGGGAGGGGGUUGGGGUGUAACUUCGCCAUGAUGUCCUGCAAACAGUGGUUGGGGUCCCAGCAUUUGAGCAACUCUACGGAUAAUUCUACGAUGGACGAUUCUAAUGGAACAACCAUAGAAAUACGAAGAAACCCAGCGCCAUUUUGUGAAAGGGUCAAGGGUGAUCCGCUCCGCACAGAGUGCUCUCCUCAUCGCAGUGCAGUAGUGUUGUGUAACCUCGUCCGUCACGACACCAUCCUGCCCAGGCAGUAUCAGCAUUUCGACAGAUUACCCAACAUCCCUCCCGGAGACGAAGCUUACUAUGGUGGGUCAGUGUCUCUUGCAGAUUACUGUCCAUACUUGCAAGAGUUCACUUGGAAACACAAAAAUGUACUCAUCAGAGGCAGUAGAUGCUCUUACGAGGAAAAUACACCGAAAAGUGAAGUGAACUUCGCCUUAGAGAACUACGGGGCACACUCGAAGUGCUUCGACCACAGCGAUCGAGUUUGGGAACAGAAGUCUUGCAGACAGAUACGCGAAUGGCAACACUGGGGCUCUGGCUGCUACAAAUAUAAAUGUGAAAGUGGACGAAUACAUAUUGUGGUCGGCAACUACACGUACACGUGUUACUUCGCAGGGCAAAUUUUACAAGUUAGAAUUAUCCAAAAGGGCUGGCUCCAUCGCGGUGGCGUUGUGUGUCCGCCGUGUAGAGAAAUGUGUGCAGAAGAAUUUGCUUCACGCAAAGAAUAUUGUAAAGUAGGGGAAGAAGCUCCCCCACCAAAUUUAUAUCCAAACGAUGUAUUAGCAUGUCGAGCUCCCGCUUUAAAGAACGCCGCCAUUUUGUUGUUGUCGGCCAUUUUGUGUACGUUUUACAUG